AUGAUUCGCGUGUUCAGGUUCGAUCGAUCCCCUGCGAGCGUACGGAGUCGAAUCAAUGAUCCUCCCCUGGACGUGUCUUAUGCAUACCUAGUUAGCGGACGGCGUCGCACAGAAUCCGGGGUGCAGGGCAAGUUGCGCAACCGUCACGGGAGGUUUGCUAGUUAG
This is a messenger RNA of Plenodomus lingam JN3, 165 nucleotides long. The record is from RefSeq and is a predicted model, not a curated record. Lineage: Eukaryota; Fungi; Ascomycota; Dothideomycetes; Pleosporales; Leptosphaeriaceae.